Mus pahari (shrew mouse) is the source of this 5600-nucleotide messenger RNA. It is a transcript of the gene Loxhd1, whose product is annotated as lipoxygenase homology domains 1. NCBI's taxonomy places the organism in Eukaryota, Metazoa, Chordata, Mammalia, Rodentia, Muridae. Gene Ontology annotation, molecular function: protein binding. The record is from RefSeq and is a predicted model, not a curated record. The transcript is spliced from 33 exons. Bases 100 to 5493 code for a protein of 1797 amino acids.
AUCCUGUGCCCCUUCACGGGCAUCCAGCAGACUUUCCCCUGCAGCAACUGGCUGGAUGAGAAGAAGGCAGACGGGCUGAUUGAGAGGCAGCUCUAUGAGAUGGUCUCUCUGAGGAAGAAGCGGCUGAAAAAAUAUCCUUGGUCCCUUUGGGUCUGGACAACUGAUCUGAAGAAAGCCGGCACCAACUCGCCCAUCUUCAUCCAGAUUUAUGGGAAGAAGGGGCGGACAGAUGAGAUUCUUCUGAAUCCCAACAACAAGUGGUUCAAGCCAGGCAUCAUUGAGAAGUUCAGGAUGGAGCUCCCAGAUCUCGGCAGGUUCUAUAAGAUUCGGGCGUGGCAUGAUAGGCAGAACCCUGGCUCUGGGUGGCAUUUAGAAAAGAUGACUCUGAUGAAUACCAUCAAUAAGGACAAAUAUAACUUCAACUGCAAUCGCUGGCUGGAUGCCAAUGAGGAUGACAAUGAGAUCGUGAGGGAGAUGACCGCAGAAGGCCCAACUGUGCGGAGGAUCAUGGGAAUGGCCCGGUAUCGUGUGACUGUAUGCACAGGGGAACUUGAAGGUGCAGGAACAGAUGCCAAUGUCUACCUCUGCCUUUUUGGUGAUGUGGGGGACACAGGGGAACGGCUGCUUUACAACUGCAGGAAUAACACCGACCUGUUUGAGAAAGGCAAUGCCGACGAGUUUACCAUUGAGUCUGUCACUAUGAGGAAGGUGAAGAGGGUGAGGGUCAGACAUGACGGCAAGGGCUCUGGCAGUGGCUGGUACCUGGACAGGGUGCUGGUGAGAGAAGAGGGACAGCCUGAGAGUGACAACGUGGAGUUCCCCUGCCUCAGGUGGCUGGACAAAGACAAGGAUGAUGGACAGCUGGUCCGAGAGUUGCUGCCUAGUGACAGCAAUGCCACGCUCAAGAAUUUCCGUUAUCACAUCAGCGUGAAGACCGGGGAUGUCUCUGGGGCCAGCACAGACUCUCGGGUGUACAUCAAGCUCUAUGGAGAGAAGUCCGACACUAUCAAGCAGGUCCUUCUUGUUUCUGACAACAACCUCAAAGACUACUUUGAACGCGGCCGGGUAGAUGAGUUUACUCUGGAGACCCUGAACAUUGGAACCAUCAACAGGCUGGUGAUUGGGCACGACAGCACGGGCAUGCAUGCAGGCUGGUUCCUGGGCAGCGUCCAGAUCCGUGUGCCCCGCCAAGGCAAGCAGUACACCUUCCCCGCUAACCGGUGGCUGGAUAAGAACCAGGCUGAUGGGCGUCUGGAGGUGGAGCUUUAUCCCAGCGAAGUGAUGGAGAUCCAGAAAUUGGUCCACUACGAGAUUGAGAUUUGGACGGGAGAUGUGGGUGGCGCCGGCACCACUUCCCGAGUCUUCGUGCAGAUCUAUGGGGAAGAAGGCAAGACCGAAGUCCUUUUCCUCUCCAGCCGCUCCAAAGUGUUUGAUCGGGGCUCCAAGGACAUAUUCCAGCUGGAAGCGGUGGACGUGGGUGAGAUCUACAAGAUCCGACUGGGACACACAGGCGAGGGCUUUGGGCCCAGCUGGUUUGUGGACACAGUGUGGCUGCGGCACCUGGUGGUGCAGGAGGAGAACCUGACCCCGGAGGAGGAGGCCCGGAAGAAGAAGGAGAAGGACAAGCUGCGGCAGCUGCUGAAGAAGGAGAGGCUGAAGGCUAAGCUGCAGAGAAAGAAGAAGAAAAAGAAGAAAGGCAGUGAUGAGGAGGAGGAGGGGGAGGAGGAAGAAGAGUCCUCCGAGGAGGAGUCCUCAUCCGAGGAGGAGGAGGAGGAGGAGUCAGAGGAGGAGGAGGAGGAAGAGGAGUAUGGGCCAGGGAUGCAGGAGGUGAUUGUGCAGUACAAGUUCGAUGCUAACCGCUGGCUGGCCCGGGGCAAGGAAGACAAUGAACUUGUCGUGGAAUUGGUUCCAGCUGGCCAGUCUGGUCCUGAGCCCAAUACCUAUGAGGUCCAGGUGAUCACAGGGAACGUGCCCAAGGCUGGCACCGAUGCCAACGUCUACCUGACCAUCUACGGUGAGGAGUACGGGGAUACAGGGGAGCGGCCCCUGAAGAAAUCAGACAAGUCCAACAAGUUUGAGCAGGGCCAGACAGAUACCUUCACCAUCUAUGCCAUUGACCUGGGGGCUCUUACCAAGAUUCGGAUCCGCCAUGAUAACACGGGCAACAGGCCAGGCUGGUUCCUGGACAGAGUAGACAUCACCGACAUGAAUAACGAGACCACGUACUACUUCCCAUGCCAGCGCUGGCUAGCAGUUGAGGAGGAUGACGGCCAGCUGACCAGGGAGUUGCUGCCAGUGGACGAGUCCUACGUGCUGCCCAGUGAAGACGAGGAAGGCGGAGGGCAGGGUGACAAUAACCCCCUUGACAACCUGGCUCUGGAACAAAAAGAUAAAUCAACUACAUUUUCUGUGACCAUAAAGACUGGGGACAAGAAGAAUGCAGGCACAGAUGCCAACGUCUUCAUCACGCUCUUUGGCACCCAAGAUAACAACGGAAUGACCCUUCUGAAGUCCUCCAAGACCAACAGUGACAAAUUUGAAAGAGACAGCAUUGAAAUCUUCACAGUGGAGACGCUGGAUCUGGGAGACCUUUGGAAAGUUAGGAUCGGCCAUGACAACACAGGCAAGGCCCCAGGCUGGUUUGUAGACUGGGUAGAGGUGGAUGCCCCAUCGCUUGGGAAGUGCAUGACCUUUCCCUGUGGCCGCUGGCUGGCAAAGAAUGAGGACGACGGCAGCAUCGUCAGGGACCUCUUCCACGCAGAGCUUCAGACAAGGCUUUACACACCAUUUGUCCCUUAUGAGAUCACCCUUUACACCAGUGAUGUCUUCGCUGCUGGGACGGAUGCCAACAUCUUCAUAGUCAUCUACGGCUGUGAUGCCGUGUGCACCCGGCAGAAGUUCCUGUGCACCAACAAGAGGGAGCAGAAGCUGUUCUUCGAGAGGAAGUCGGCUUCCCGCUUCAUUGUGGAGUUAGAAGAUGUGGGUGAGAUCAUAGAAAAAAUUCGGAUUGGCCAUGACAACACAGGCAUAAACCCUGGGUGGCACUGCUCCCACGUGGACAUCCGCAGGCUCCUCCCUGAGAAAGACGGCACAGAAACCUUGACUUUCCCCUGUGAUCGAUGGCUUGCCACCUCUGAGGAUGACAAGAAGACCAUCCGAGAACUGGUCCCUUACGACAUCUUCACUGAGAAGUAUAUGAAAGAUGGAUCCUUAAGACAAGUCUACAAGGAAGUGGAGGAGCCUCUGGACAUUGUGCUGUACUCGGUGCAGAUCUUCACAGGGAAUGUUCCUGGGGCAGGGACGGAUGCCAAGGUCUACAUCACCAUCUACGGAGACCUUGGGGACACGGGGGAGCGGUACCUUGGCAAGUCAGAGAAUCGCACCAACAAGUUUGAGAAAGGAACGGCUGACACCUUCAUCAUUGAGGCCGCUGACCUGGGUGUCAUCUACAAGAUCAAGCUCCGCCAUGACAACACCAAAUGGUGUGCCGACUGGUAUGUGGAGAAGGUGGAGAUCUGGAAUGACACCAAUGAGGACGAGUUUCUCUUCCUGUGUGGGCGCUGGCUGUCCCUGAAGAAGGAGGAUGGGCGGCUGGAGAGGCUCUUCUAUGAGAAGGAGUACACUGGAGACCGCAGUAGCAACUGCAGUAGCCCUGCUGACUUCUGGGAGAUCGCCCUGAGUUCCAAGAUGGCAGAUGUGGACAUCGACACAGUGACAGGACCCAUGGUUGACUAUGUUCAGGAUGGCCCUGUGAUUCCUUACUAUGUGUCAGUGACCACCGGGAAACACAAGGAGGCAGCCACUGAUAGCCGUGCCUUUGUCUUGCUCAUUGGUGAAGAUGAUGAACGCACCAACCGAAUCUGGCUGGACUAUCCCCAGGGGAAGCGAGGCUUCAGCUGUGGCUCUGUGGAGGAGUUCUAUGUUGGUGGCUUGGAUGUGGGCAUCAUCAAGAAAAUAGAGGUGCUUUAUGAAAUGACGGUAUGGACUGGUGAUGUGGUCGGUGGAGGUACUGACUCCAAUAUCUUCAUGACCCUCUAUGGCAUCAACGGGAGCACGGAAGAGGUGCAGCUGGACAAGAAGAAGGCCAGGUUUGAGCGGGAACAAAAUGACACCUUCAUCAUGGAGAUCCUGGACAUCGCCCCCUUCACCAAGAUGCGCAUUCGCAUUGAUGGGAUGGGUAGUCGGCCAGAGUGGUUCCUGGAGAGGAUCCUGCUGAAGAACAUGAACACAGGAGACCUAACUAUGUUCUACUAUGGAGACUGGCUGUCCCAAAAGAAGGGAAAGAAGACGCUGGUGUGUGAAAUAUGUGCAGUCAUUGAUGGAGAGGAGAUGAUGGAGUGGACAUCCUACACAGUCUCGGUGAAGACCAGUGACAUCUUGGGGGCAGGCACGGAUGCUAAUGUGUUCAUCAUCAUCUUUGGGGAAAAUGGAGACAGCGGGACCCUAGCCCUGAAGCAGUCAGCCAACUGGAACAAGUUUGAGAGGAACAACACAGACACCUUCAACUUUUCCGACAUGCUGAGCCUGGGCCACCUCUGCAAACUGAGGGUCUGGCAUGACAACAAAGGGAUAUUUCCUGGGUGGCACCUGAGCUACGUUGAUGUGAAGGACAACUCCCGUGAUGAGACCUUCCGCUUCCAGUGUGACUGCUGGCUGUCCAAGAGCGAGGGUGACAGACAAACGCUCCGAGACUUCGCAUGUGCCAACAACGAGAUCCGUGAUGAGCUGGAAGAGACCACCUACGAGAUUGUCAUAGAAACAGGCAACGGGGGCGAAACCAGAGAGAACGUCUGGCUCAUACUGGAGGGCAGGAAGAACAGAUCCAAGGAGUUCCUUGUGGAAAAUUCUUCCAGACAGAGGGCCUUUCGGAAGGGGACCACAGACACCUUUGAGUUUGACAGCAUCUUCUUGGGAGACAUUGCUUCCCUCUGUGUGGGCCACCUGGCCAGGGAGGACCGUUUCAUCCCCAAGAGAGAGCUAGUCUGGCACGUCAAGACGAUCACCAUCACCGAGAUGGAGUAUGGCAAUGUGUACUUCUUUAACUGUGACUGCCUCAUCCCCCUCAAGAGGAAGAGGAAGUACUUCAAAGUAUUUGAGGUUACGAAAACGACAGAGAGCUUCGCCAGUAAGAUCCAGAGCCUGGUGCCCGUCAAGUACGAGGUCAUCGUGACGACAGGUUACGAGCCAGGGGCGGGUACUGAUGCCAACGUCUUUGUGACCAUCUUUGGCGCUAAUGGGGACACGGGCAAGCGCGAACUGAAACAGAAAAUGCGCAACCUCUUCGAGAGGGGCAGUACAGACCGCUUCUUUCUGGAGACGUUAGAGUUGGGAGAGCUGCGCAAGUGGUGCCCAGGUUGGGACUUGCUGCAGGGUGUGGAUGGAAAAUUGGGGCUUCACUCAGGGGAGACAAGUGGAGAAGGGGAGGUUAUCAAGAUGGUAUAUUUUAAGCAAAAACUAAUUAACACUUUUUCCGAAAAAAGCUGGGCUAAUUAAAUUAUUACAAACCACACCCCUCAGAGAACUCAUCUGAGUACCUAUGUGCUAAGACAUGUAUGGUGUGGGUUUGCUUUUCCCAGUUCCAAAAAACCCAGGAUCAAAUG